Molecule: messenger RNA, 1685 nt
Organism: Neomonachus schauinslandi (Hawaiian monk seal)
Lineage: Eukaryota; Metazoa; Chordata; Mammalia; Carnivora; Phocidae
Gene: GPRIN2
Product: G protein regulated inducer of neurite outgrowth 2
Exons: 2
Coding region: 99-1472 (457 amino acids)
Biological process (GO): neuron projection development
Cellular component (GO): plasma membrane
Source: RefSeq, a predicted model, not a curated record
CCGGCUCCAUCUUGGGCCGCUGCGCCGGGCACCUGUGGCGGCCGCAGGAGCAGCGCUUCCGCCGGCCUGCGCGGCCCCGGGCGGGCGAGAGGGCCGCCAUGAGCACCAGCCGCCCCGAGCCGGGUGCCCGGCCCCCCCGGAGCCCCCGCCCACAGCCCCUGUCCCGGAGCUCUUCCAGCCUGCUGGGUGAAGGCCGGGGGCAGAGACCAGAGCUCCGCAAGAGUGCCAGCAGCACCGUGUGGCAGGCCCAGGCGGGUGAGGCCAGCGGCGGUCCGCCGGGCCCGGAGGAAGAGGGGCAGCCCGCUGAGAGCGUGGAGCAGGCACCGGCCUCCAGCCCCUGGCCCCGCACUGUGGGCCACCGGCGGGGCAGCACUGUGGGCAACGUGUCUACUGUGGGCGGCGGUGAUCUGUGGCGCCUGAGGGCCCCCGGCGCCGCUGCCAUGCAGAGGAGCCACUCGGACCUGGUCCGUAGCACCCAGAUGCGGGGCCACAGUGCCACCCAAAAGGCCAGCCUCAGCUGCUCGGCCCUUGGCAGCUCGCCUGUCCACAGGGCUCGGCUGCAGCCCGGCUGUACUUCUGGCCAGGGAGGCCAGGCCCCUGCGGGCCUAGAAAGGGACCUGGCUCCGGAGAAAGGGACUUCAAACUCAGCCUGGACACUGGGAGAGAGUCAGGUGAGGGUAACGCCCCUAGAGCUGGGAGGGACAGCUCCCCACAGCAGUAGCCCCCGGGCCGGGCCCAAAGGCACUGGGCAGCCGGCCACCACCUCCUGCCACACCCUGUCCCCAGCAGCUCUACUCUGUGGUAUGAGGGAAGUGGGGACCAGUGCCUGCUGCCAUGCCCUGCCAGCCCCAGGGAUCCUGGCCUUUCCCAAACUAGUGGCAUCCGUGAGUGAGUCUGGGUUGCAGGCUCAGCAUGGGGUGAAGUUCCAGUGCAGGUUACCUGGGGAGCUCCCUGGGCAUUCCCACUGUUGUGCCCACCACCCUUGGGGUCCCACCGGGUUAGCCACGGAGCCUGGUGCCAGGACCAAGGAUGUGUGGACCAUGACCUCAGCCAGUGACUUGGCCCCUGUGUCGGCAUCCUCUCUGUCAGCUCAGGAUGCUGGUGUGCAGGCAGCGCCCAUGGCGGUCUGCAAGGCUGUGGCCACCAGCCCGCCCCUGGAAGCCCCCGUGGCCCUGCACACAUUCCCAGAGGUAACCCUGGGGGCCGGCCUGGAGGAGGCACCCUCCCCCGUGCGGGAUGUGCGAUGGGAUGCCGAGGGCAUGACCUGGGAGGUGUACGGAGCUGCAGUGGACCCUGAGGUGCUUGGCGUGGCCAUCCAGAAGCAUCUGGAGAUGCAGUUUGAGCAGCUGCAGCGGGCGCCCCCCAGCGAGGACAGCCUGUCGGCGGAGGGCCGGAGGGGGCCGUUGCGAGCCGUCAUGCAGUCCCUGCGGCGCCCCAGCUGCUGCGGCUGCCCCAGCGCGGCUCCCGAGUGAGGGGCCGUGGCCCUCAGAGCCAUCCUCGGCCUGUGGACUCAGCCGCAGGCCAGGGACACGGGGGGAGGGGGCGCCAUGCUCCUUGGACCUGCUGGCGGCCGUGGACGUGUCUCCGCUGUUGGCAGCCUGGGGGUCUCCUGCUCCUUGCAGCUGGGCUGGUUUUGAAGGGCUUGACUCCCAAGAGCCACAUCUCUGCAGAUCGAGGCUCCGAAC